Messenger RNA from Seriola aureovittata, 2249 nucleotides. Its product is annotated as retinol dehydrogenase 10-like. The transcript has 5 exons. Bases 825 to 1772 code for a protein of 315 amino acids. Gene Ontology annotation, cellular component: lipid droplet. The record is from RefSeq and is a predicted model, not a curated record. Gene Ontology annotation, molecular function: oxidoreductase activity, acting on the CH-OH group of donors, NAD or NADP as acceptor. NCBI's taxonomy places the organism in Eukaryota, Metazoa, Chordata, Actinopteri, Carangiformes, Carangidae.
GUAAUGUUUUACAAAUUGUGAGUUUAAAAGUUAAGCUUUCCUGAAGAACAAAUAAGCUUUUUUUUUACAAGUAGAACAGAAGGAAAGCAUGAAGAAAAGAAGUAAAGCCUUUAUUCAAAUAUAACUGGCACCUUCACAUUUUAGCUCCACCUUUAUGUGACACUGAACAUUUGAAAUAAAUAAAGUCAGCUUUUGGCCUUUUUGACAUCAAACACCACACUGCACACAAUGUGAACCUGGCCUUCAAGGAGAACCGGCCUCAGAAUUAACAUGAAAGGGUUCUAAGCUAAAGCAUCGAAAUCACAGGAGUUUGGAGAGUCCUGAACCAGGCUGUGGGUCUGCUGAGAGGAAGGCGGCUGCACAAUGUUUGUGUAGAAGGUGUUUGUUCCAAGCAUUUAUGUGAAGCGGCAUCAAUAACCAACUAUUGGUGAAAUAAAAAAUAUGUGAAGUUAUAGUGUGACCUGCUCAGGUAAUCACACAAGAUGCAACUGCUUAAAAACAACAUCUUAACAUCUAUACCUUGUGGAAUUUGCUCUGGCAGAUGUCUGUGCCUCUCAGCCUGAUAUUAAACAGUGUUGUUGAGUGUUUUAUUAAUCCCUGCCUCAGUUUUACUCAGCCACUGUUAUGAACGAGUUGUGAAUGUGCUUCCCUGGUCAUCAGACAAAAAGCUCUUCUAUUGGUGGCCACCAUCAGUCUGCCUCCUAAUCCCACACACACAAGUUAUAUAAAGUGGCCAUCCAAUCCCACGUCACACGGACAAACGGCUAACAGUGCAAAGCUAGGCGGUCUGCUUGUGCGGCUCUUUAACUUCUUCCCGGAGCACCAUGAUUUUUAUAGUGGACCUGCUGCUGAUGCUCAUCGACCUGAUCUGCUCCAUCCUGACCGCGGUCAUCCAGACGUUCCUCCGGCCGAGGCUCAAGAGCAUUGACGGGGAGCUCUGUCUGAUAACAGGAGCCGGGGGCGCGCUGGGUCGCCUGUUCGCCCUGGAGUUCGCCAAAGAGGGAGCGCGCCUGGUGCUGUGGGACUGCAACACGGCUGCCAACGAGCAGACCGCCGAGCUGGCGCGGGAGAUUGGAGUUGAGGUGCACACGUACACAGUUGACCUGUCCAAGCGUCAGAGCAUCUACGAGGCGGCGGACAGAGUGAGAGCGGAGGUCGGGGAGGUCUCCAUACUGGUCAACAACGCAGGCGUGGUGGCCGGGCGGAGGCUGCUGGACUGUCCAGACGAGCUGUUGGAGAGGACUCUGCUGGUGAACUGCCACGCGCUGUUUUGGAUGACGAAGGCCUUCCUGCCUCAGAUGAAAGCAAAUAACCACGGUCACAUUGUAACCAUUGCCAGUGCUCUCGGACUAUUCAGCACUGCAUGUGUAGAGGAUUACUGUGCAAGUAAAUUUGGAGCUGUUGGUUUCCAUGAGUCACUGACACACGAGUUGCUAGCCGAAGACCUGGAUGGCAUCAAAACUACUUUAGUGUGCCCUUAUAUUGUGGACACAGGGAUGUUUGCAGGCUGUGAGAUCAGGAAGGAACUCAGGAGUCUAAUUCCACCUCUGCAGCCGCUCUACACCGUGCAGCAGUCCAUGAAAGCCAUUUUAGCCGAACAGCAAAUGAUCUGCAUUCCUCGCAUUAUGUACAUCCCCUUCCUCACACGAGCACUGCUACCGUGGGAGGCAAACGUGGCAACAUAUCGCUUCAUGGGAGGCGACAAAUGCAUGCUACCCUUCAUCAAGAAUGUUGAAAUGAAGACCUCCAACGGUCAUAUCAAAUCCUCCUAACACUUUUCUGACUGUCUUAUAACCUUGUUAAAUAAUGGACUGAUGCAGACACCAAAGGCUCAUACUGUAUAUUCUUAAUACAUGAACUUGUUAUCUGAAGGGAGAGCCCACUAUCUAUACUUGUUCACACCAUGGUAACUUCAUUCACAGCCAUAUUGUAGAGUGAUGGGUUAUUUCUCGUUAUAAAUAACCAGAACUGGGCAUGACGGAAAGUAAAAAUGCUGUUAUUAACCUCUACACUGGAGGCCAGUAAGAUUCACAAACCAAGAUAAACUCAAAAUACAACAGAAAUACCGAAGAGACUGCAAUAGUAGCAGAUCUAUACAAGUGCCUCUUUUUAUUCACAGAAACAAACAGUGCAGAAACAGAGACUAGACAUAAACAAAUCUACAGGAAACAUGCAACAGAAAAAUAUUAAGCAUUAUGUUUGAGCCACAGACUACAGUCUCCAUAACCGUAAAAAGGAAUUCAAACAUA